This is a messenger RNA of Teleopsis dalmanni, 1897 nucleotides long. RefSeq names its product all trans-polyprenyl-diphosphate synthase PDSS2 (gene Pdss2). Gene Ontology annotation, cellular component: mitochondrion; transferase complex. The coding region runs from base 406 to 1761 and encodes 451 amino acids. Gene Ontology annotation, molecular function: prenyltransferase activity. Gene Ontology annotation, biological process: isoprenoid biosynthetic process; ubiquinone biosynthetic process. The transcript has 4 exons. NCBI's taxonomy places the organism in Eukaryota, Metazoa, Arthropoda, Insecta, Diptera, Diopsidae. The record is from RefSeq and is a predicted model, not a curated record.
AGGGGAAUCAAAACAAAACGAACGAUUGCUGUAAAUGAAUUUACUUUGUUCAGAAGAGUUUUUGUUCGACAGCUGAGAAGAAACUGGCAGGUGUGCGCUUUAACCGGUUUUAAAUGGAAAUGCAAUAAACUUUUAUAUAACUACAAAAAUUGUUUUUACAAUAACAAAGCGGAGCAAUGAAAACAAACAAAACACAAAACAUUUUCACUGAGCAGAGAAACGCGGCAAUAACAAUAUUGUGAGGUGUGUAGAAUUGGGUUGUGAGUAAGUCGAGUUUCACUUUAUGUCAAGUGAAGCUAACAAGCGGACGUUAUUCGUGACGAGAAGGCCAUUAAGUUUUUUAUUCAAAAAUUAGUUUAAUUACUUUAAUAGCUGAAGUAUUGUGAGAAAAUUACUAAUAUUAAAAUGCAGUGUUCUAAAUUUGUACUGAGAAAAGUGCACAGGUUAUCACAAUUACCUAUUGCUAGUUAUUAUUUUCGAAUAAAUAAUCCAAUCUCAACGACUCCAUUAAACAAAACUUUCACUUUACAACAACAAUACGUGCGUACUUUAACGACGUCAUCAACGAGUACAAGCGAAAAAUUAGCCACCAAACAAGCACCACCGAAGCACGAUUGGAAUCGUGCAGUCAGUGAAGCUGAACGUAUAGUGGGCUAUCCAACCUCCUUUCUGAGUUUACGUUGGCUGCUAAGUGAUGAAAUUGCAAAUGUGGCUCUGCACUUGCGUAAAUUGGUUGGAAGCAAUCAUCCAUUGCUAAAAACUGCAAAACAUUUGUUAUAUAAUGGCAAAAACACAAUGCAGGCUUGGGGCUUAAUUGUUUUGCUGAUUUCAAAGGCUGCGGGUCAUGCGCCUACAAUUCCAGAUAUGGAACAAGACAAAAGUGCUGGAGUUUUGCACUCACAGCGCGCUUUGGCUGAAGUUACAGAAAUGAUACGCAUUUCUCAUUUGGUGCACAAUAGUCUUGUAAACUUACAACGUUCAUCCGAAGCUGGUAAAGACACAGCCACCUAUGAAGAUAUGACAUUUGGUAACAAAAUCGGUUUGCUAACUGGUGACUAUUUGCUUGGACAUUCUUCUGCUGAGCUAGCGAACUUACGCAACCAAGAACUGGUGGAGCUUAUUUCUUCUGCGGUACGAGAUUUUUCCGAGUCUGAAUUUAUUGGCGAACGUGAUGAACAAAAUAAUCCCCUACCCUCAAAACCAGACACUAAAGCUAAAAACAGUGAUGUUAGUGUCGAUUUCAACGAAAAUGAUGCAAUGCAACCGAUGGAUAUUUCCAAAGUUAUGGGCAUACCAGAAAAGGAAUGGGAAUGUCGUAAUAUACUCAACGCUGGGAGCUUAUUAGGUAAAUCAUGUCAGGGUUCUUUGAAGUUAGCUGGACAGUCCGAAGAAAUGCAAAAGCAGGCUUAUCGAUUUGGAAAGCAUUUGUCUCUUGCUUGGCAAGCUUGCCUGGAUGCUGAGCUAUUUCAAAGCAAUACGCUACCUCUCGACACCACAUUUAGUCUUGUGAGCGCACCAGUACUCUUCCAUUUGGAAUACGAUCCUACACUUUACGAAGAAAUCGAAAAGGGAAAAAUUUCUGUAGAAAACAUUGAUUAUGUAAAAGUACAUCAAAAAGUUUUGUCUGGGCCGGGCUUGGAGAAAACCAAAGAGUUACAACGUAAACACACCACUGCGGCGAUGCGUGUUCUUGAGAGUUUUCCACCCAGUGAUGCACGCACAGCUCUCGAAAACAUAAUAUUGGCAAUGCAGGACUUAUAAAGAAUAACUACUUAUGUACAAAUCUUAUUUAUUUAUUUAAAAGCGAAUUAUAUAUAUAUUAAUCGAGGUGUAUUUAUGUACAAACAACUAAGAGGUUUAAAGAUUUUAAUUGAUAUUAACUAAUAAAAUUGUAAAA